AUGGAGGCGUACACGGGACAGCCGGCCAUGGGCAACUCGGCAGCGGUGACGGCUGGAGGGGGCACGACGACGCCCGAGUCUGAGAAGCACAUUCAUCCCGCGGGCGGCUACGACAGCAACAACAGCAGCGACGUGUACCGCGAGAAGAAGACGCCUCCGCUCACGCCGCCGGCCGCAGACGCGAGCGUGGACCACGCGGCGGGCGAAAACAUCUUCAGCGAGGGCGGCAAAAACUACCGGACGGUCGGGCGGUGGAACACGGCGCUCAUCCUCAUCACGAACCAGAUCGGGCUGGGGAUCCUGGCGCUGCCGAGUGUGGUGCAGACGCUGGGGAUCGUGCCGGCGGUGAUCGCCAUCGUGGGCAUCGGGCUGCUGUCGACCUACACGGCGUACGAGCUGCUGCAGUUCUACCGGCGGCACCCGCACGUGGUCAACGCGGUCGACAUGGCGCGCAUAGUGGGCGGGCGACCGCUCGAGGUGGUCAUGGGCGUCAGCCUCGUGACCAAGAUGGGCCUGACGUGCGCGUCGACCAUCGUCACCAUCAGCGUCGCGCUCAACACGCUCUCCAGCCACGGCGUCUGCACGGCCGGCUUCAUCGGCAUCGCGGCCCUCGGCUGCUGGCUGCUGUGCCUGCCGCGCACCUUCAAGUUCAUCGCGCACAUCGGCAUCCCCUCGACCAUCUCCAUCGUCGCGGCCGUGCUCAUCGUCAUCGUCAGCCUGGGCGUCGGGAACCCGCAGGCCGCGCCGUCGGGCUGGUCCAGGGAGAGGGCGCUGAUCAAGGUGGUGGGCAACCCGGACUUCCGCGAGGGCGUGGCCGCCUGCCUCAACGUCUGCUACGCCUACGCCGGCAACAUCGCCUUCGUGAGCAACAUGGCCGAGAUGCGCAACCCGAGCCGCGACUUCGUCCCCGCCCUCGUCGCGCUGCAGGCCGUCGCCAUCCCGCUGUACCUGAUCGCCGGCGUGGCCAUCUACUGCCUGGCGGGGGAGUACACCACCAGCCCGUCGCUGGGGUCGGCGCCGCGCGUGGCGGCAAAGGUGGCCUACGGCAUCGCGCUGCCCUGCGUGCUGGCCACCGGCGCCGUCUUUGGCCACACCGCCAUCAAGUACAUCUACGUCGUGGCCAUGAAGCGGAUGGGCGCCACGGCCGAGCUGACGGCCCGGACCGCCCGGAGCUGGGCCGUGUGGGUCGCCUGCGCCACCCUGUUCUGGCUGCUGGCCUUUGUCGUCGCCAACGCCAUCCCCAUCUUCAGCUCCAUCCUGGCCAUCUCGUCCGCCACCUUCAUCGCCUGGUUCACCUUUGGCAUCUCGGCCGUCUUUUGGUUCCACAUGAACUGGCACGAGGGCACGCUGUUCAGCGGCUGGCGCAAGAUCUGCCUGUUCGUCGUCAACGUCCUCAUCAUCGUGCUCUCGCUGUUCAUGAACUCGGCCGGCCUGUGGUCCGCCGCCACGGGGCUGCAGCAGGUGUUUGAGAACGCCGAGAACGAGAUCAAGGGGCCCUUUACCUGUGCCAGCAACGCCAUCUUUUAG
Pyricularia pennisetigena is the source of this 1527-nucleotide messenger RNA. RefSeq lists its product as uncharacterized. Lineage: Eukaryota; Fungi; Ascomycota; Sordariomycetes; Magnaporthales; Pyriculariaceae. Gene Ontology annotation, biological process: amino acid transmembrane transport. Gene Ontology annotation, molecular function: amino acid transmembrane transporter activity. The record is from RefSeq and is a predicted model, not a curated record. Gene Ontology annotation, cellular component: vacuolar membrane. Bases 1 to 1527 code for a protein of 508 amino acids. The transcript has a single exon.